Chelmon rostratus (copperband butterflyfish) is the source of this 3127-nucleotide messenger RNA. RefSeq lists its product as uncharacterized. The record is from RefSeq and is a predicted model, not a curated record. Gene Ontology annotation, molecular function: protein binding. The transcript is spliced from 16 exons. Bases 341 to 1702 code for a protein of 453 amino acids. Lineage: Eukaryota; Metazoa; Chordata; Actinopteri; Chaetodontiformes; Chaetodontidae.
CUAAAACGCUGUUACAAGACCACUGAAAACGCAUUAACGGGUCAUUGGAAUUUGGAUGCAAAGCUACAGACAACAUGGCCUGCAAUGAGUCUUUGAAGGCAGCACGGGCGUUUCUCUGUUCGGAAACAGAACAGGAGAUAUCACACUAUAUACACACUUAGUAUCACAAUGCAUCUUAUUUCAGGGAGCAUCUAUAAGCUCCUAUAGCCUGCAGCUGUUUGAUCAAAGACAAAGUAAACCAAACACUGCUGUCUCGCCUCUCUGUCCGUCUGUUGCAGGAAUGGGAAAGUGUCUCGUAAGCUACACGGAAGUGUGAUCACCGUGUGAUCGUCGAGCCUGAAUGACAGGAGGCUUGGUGCGUGUGUUGCCUCCGAUCACAGCUGAGCCCCUCAACAUGGCACCAAAGGACCCUCUACUCGGCACUCUCAAAGUGUGUGUCUUGAACCUGCAGUCAGAUGGAGAGAUGGUGACAGACACCAACCCUCACCUCGCCUCCUGCUGUGAGCUGCUGGAGCUGGUCCUCAGGAAGGGGCUCCAACAGCCAGUUAUCAGUCUGGUACACAGAGACUACUGGCAGUGUUUUGAACAGCUUACCCACCAAGAUGCCUGUGGCAGGCUGUCCGCUCUGUCCUUGGUGGUGGAGCAGACCAGAGCUUGCGGGAAGCUGCUCUCAGCUCAGGGCCGAGGCCGCUACCUGCUCAGACUGGCCCUCAGCCGCAAGGCUUUGCCGCAGUUCAUCACACACCUGCUGCACACACCCAGAGUCCUGGAGUGGUACAGCCCGGCAAUGUCAAUCCUCAGGAAUGAGGAAUUUGUGGAGCCUUUCAUGUCGCUGUUGCUGGUCCUCUCUCACAUGGAGUUUAAACUGGACAUGAAGAAUUGCAGUUUUCUAGAUGAGAGCUGGCUCCUUCCGGUGUGCGAGACAUAUGAAGUGGUGCCCUGUCGGGAGGUAGGGAUGGUGUUGAGGUAUCUCAGAGGACGCGUCUUCGUGCUCGACCUGAUGCCUGGUGGUCAGGCUCACGUCGACAAGUUUAUCUGUCCUGGGGACAUUAUUGAUGAGAUCAAUGGGACCUCACUGAGGAAUUCCAAGUGUGGACAGGCAGGGGUGGUUCUGUCUCGGCUGAAAGGCUGCCCCCUGUCCAUCGGCGUUCUGCGAUGGAGAGCUCAGGAUGGAACAGUGUACCGACCCCUUAUCAAACUCCUGCGGGCCCUGAGGGUGGAGAACCCCACCCUGCAGCUUGGUCCUGCUCCCUCCCAGCAGUCAACCUCCAAGGACCAGAGAAGCUCUCCAUCACAGUGUCUCAAAGAGGGAAGGAUUGUGUACAUAGUGCAGUUCUUGGGAAAAACAAACAUUGGAAUGUUUGGAGGCAAGGAGGUGCUGCAGCAGGCCAUCCCACAAGUGUUGCAGAAAAACCUGCCUAGCAAGGAGGUGCUCUUAGAUAUGAAGGAAACACAUUUGACAUGCACUGACAGAAGAAGUAAACUGGAGCUGUUCGAGCAUCACUAUCCAGAGAUUUCAUGUGUGGGGAGAUUUGGUCAACCAGACUACACAAUAUUCGCAUUCUGCGUAGCAGACUCCCCAGAAACCCCUCAGUCAACAGGCUUUUGCUGUGUCGCACUCAGAGCCAGCAACAUCAAGGAGUGUGAAGAGAUUGUCUGUCGUAUUGCUACUGGUUUCAAGCAUACUGAAUGGUUUGUAUGACAGUUCAUAAACUGGUCUCACUCCUUGUGUUUGUAAAUAAAUGUAAGCCACUGUCAAAUCACACUGCAUUAAUGUCUGAAUACAACAACGGUUUCUACUCAUAAAGACCUUUAAUAGAAAGACAUCCAUGUGACAACAUUUUCAUAAAUAGUAUUAAAUGUAGCUGCCAAGAUUUUAUGUUGAAAAACAUGUAAAAAGCAGUCCAGAAAAAUACAGGGGGGGGGGUCUGCCAUGCUCCUUGCCACUGAGCACAGACUAUCCUCUGUAGUAGCGAAUACUCUGCACUGCAGUGAAACCUGCAUGACAUGCUGGCAUUUUGUGGUAAAUGGAAGAUGGGUGACAAAACCCUGGACGCCACAGAAGAUAAUUCAUCCUCACUCCAAAGACAUCUCCAUCCUCAGAAGAAGGAGCCUGAUACCCACAAAGAACUUGAAGGGGUGGUAUGAUGGCUGUAACAUGUAGUCAUGACUUAUGGAAUAGGCAGAUACUCCUACUACACAACAUUUCCAACUAUCCUACAUGUACUCUGGUUUGUGGAAUGACUGAAUUGUCCCAGUCUAAAAAAUACAAAAUUCAAAAAAAAGAAAACUUAUAAAAAAUACCCAAGAAAUAAAAUGUCCACAAAAAUGGUUAAGUAUGAUAAAUAGGAUUAUUUGUCUUGACAAUGUUGCCACUAGUUGUUUAGGCCCUCUCCCCCCUUAUCCUACGAGCCAGCUGGAUGUCUUUGGGCAUAAUUGUGACACGCUUGGCGUGGAUGGCGCACAGGUUGGUGUCCUCAAACAGACCCACCAGGUAGGCCUCACUGGCUUCCUGUUGAAAGAAAACGAGCAUGAAGAGGUCCCAGAAACCACAAUUUAUCAUGCUCCAUCUUGUACAGUGACUACAUGACUUUUAAUUCCAUGCCAUAUUUACCUGGAGAGCUCCAAUAGCAGCACUCUGGAAGCGCAGAUCAGUCUUGAAAUCCUGGGCAAUUUCUCUCACCAAGCGCUGGAAGGGCAGCUUGCGGAUGAGCAGCUCUGUGGACUUCUGGUAACGACGGAUCUCCCUCAGAGCCACAGUUCCAGGUCUAGACAACAAAUCGUUUUAGUGCUAAAUAUUAAAAAGGGUUAAAAUUGUUUAAUGUUAAUAGUUUAUGAAACAACGCUACUACACACCUGUAACGAUGGGGCUUCUUCACUCCCCCCGUCGACGGGGCGCUCUUCCUAGCCGCCUUGGUAGCUAGCUGCUUCCUUGGCGCCUUUCCUCCAGUAGAUUUACGGGCAGUCUGCUUGGUACGGGCCAUGUCGUACUUGCUAAAUACAGUGAAGGAACCUAGAUUAUAAUCGUGACAGCUGAUGUCCAAAUCUAAUCGUAGCAAAACGUAGCCAAGUAACCGCACGGAUCCGUUGUUAUUUGUCAAGCUAAGAUGCUAACCUAGCCCACAAU